Cucumis sativus (cucumber) is the source of this 1985-nucleotide messenger RNA. RefSeq lists its product as uncharacterized. The record is from RefSeq and is a predicted model, not a curated record. The coding region runs from base 504 to 1586 and encodes 360 amino acids. The transcript is spliced from 9 exons. Lineage: Eukaryota; Viridiplantae; Streptophyta; Magnoliopsida; Cucurbitales; Cucurbitaceae.
CCCAUUACAUUAAUUUGGGCACCGUCAUCGCCCAGCAAGAUUUUUGUUUUCUUUUCCUUCUUCUCUGCUUCUUCUCUGCUAUCAAUAAUGUCGUUAACAAAUCCAUGUUCAACAUUUCCCUUCCUCUUUUCUUCCAUUUGAUUUGAUUUUAUUCUCUUCCUUUUUUCUCUCUCGCUAUUCCGGCUUCCGAUGGAGGAUUUCUUUUCGUUAUUGCCUUUUAGCUACUAAGCUUUGAGUAAAUCUCAGCUGCGAAGUUCAGCUGCCAUUUGAGUUCAUCAAUCCGUAUCAAUUCCAGUUUCAGAGCUCUGUUCUGGAGCUUACGUUACUAAAUUUGUCGACACUAAGUCUUUUGAACCACUGUUGGAAUCUUGUUUGCAGGUGAAUAAUCAAGCUUACAAGAGCUAUACCUAUGCAUAUAACCACGUUUGUUUCUGCAGCCUUUGCUGUGCUUAAAGAGUUUCUAAUUUGUAUAGAGAGAUGUGAUCAUUCUGCUUUCAACUGAUAUGAAGACGGCACAGAGAGCUCAAGAUACAAAAAAAGCUUUGGAUGAAACUGAAAACAACCUAUCAAACAACAACAAAACUGAGGCUCCUAUAACAGACGCAGGUUCAGUAUCUGGCUCAAACAAUGAUGGCAAAAAAGUUUCUCACCAAGAUAUUGAAUUUGUUCAGAAUUUAAUAGAGCGGUGCCUUCAAUUGUAUAUGAAUAGAGAUGAAGUAGUUAAGACCCUACUGAAUCGUGCAAGGAUAGAUCCUGGAUUUACGUCAUUAGUUUGGCAGAAGCUGGAAGAAGAGAAUGCUGAUUUUUUCAGAGCUUAUUACAUAAGGUUAAAAUUGAAAAAGCAAAUCCUCCUUUUUAAUCAUUUGCUUGAACAUCAAUACCGUCUCAUGAACUAUUCCAUGCCUCCCAAAGUUCCUUUAGCUCCUAUGCAGAAUGGAAUUCAUCCUAUGUCUGUUAACAACUUACCGAUGGGAUAUCCAGUCCUUCAACAACCUCCUAUGUCAAUGCCAGGUCAACCCCAUUUGGAUACCAUGGGCUCUGGAAUCUCAAGCUGCCAUGUUGUUAAUGGAGUUCCUGCACCUAGUAACUUCCAUCCUAUUAGGAUGAACUCUGGGAACGAUAUGUUGAUGAACAGCGAGGCCGAUAUGGUUCCUGUUAUUCCACCAAACGGUAACAUGUCCUCCCUUUCAGAGAUGUCUCUGAGUCCUACAUCAGUGGCAUCCAGUGGUCAUUUCUCAUUCACUGCUCCAGAAAUAUCUGGAAUUGGAGUAGAUACUUCUGCGCUCGAUACUGCAUUUACAUCAGACAUGGUAAGUUCGGUGGGUCUGCAACUUUCACAAGAUGGUGGAGCUGGAAAUUCUAGGGAUUCUCUCAGAUCAUUGGAUCAGAUACAGUGGAAUUUUAACCUGGAUCUUACAACAGAUUUAUCAAAUUUGGGAGAUUUAGGACCAUUAGGUAACUACCCUGGUUCUCCUUUUUUGCCCUCGGACUCAGAAAUUUUACUUGAUUCACCGGAGCAAGAAGAUAUAGUGGAGGAGUUCUUCGUUGAUUCCGUCCCUGAACCGCCAGACGAAGAGAAAUCCUAAACAAAGGUGACAAAAGUCUUUUUUUGCGAUUUGCAUAAGUAGGAUAGGAUAAGAUUUGACCAGAAAUGAAGAGCCCAUGGUCUAUUAUUAAUAAAUAGGCAUUCAGUAAUUUUGUCAUCAACAAAAUUUCAGUUAUUUAAAUAUGGUAGUCGCAUUAGCUUGGUUUGUAGGAAUGUAGAUAGGGAAUGAAUUAGUGUAGUCAUGUAGGGGAAGGAAGCCGUAGUUGAUCUCUUGUGCUGCUGCUCAUUUCAGAUAUCUCCAUUUGUGCUGUUCAAUUUUAAGUCCCCAGUCUGGAUUUAAAGCUCCAUCCUAUAAUUAACAGUACUUUUUAGACGUUUGAUUGUUCCUACUCUCUUUUUAUGCCUUUGAUUAAUGGAAAACACCCAUCAAAUUAUCUGA